AUGGCAGGGAAUUCCAAUCCCAAAGAUCCCUUUGCGGAUCCACUGGCCAAUUUGAUUGAUUUGGAUUUGGAGACGAAUCCAUACGAUGGAGCAGUGCCAAUUUCAUCAAGCGCAGAGCCGUCCAAGGCCACGCACUAUGACCCCAACCAGCGGUAUACAGCCCCCUCAGGAUACUCUGCCACCAAUGGCACCACCCCCCUAACAUCCAACAACAAUCCAUUUUCCGACUCAUUUAUAAUAUCCGAUGGUGAAGAUGAUUUCGAUGAUGACUUCACCCACACUCGGGACACCGGGCGACCGUACUAUAAUCAGUUUGACUAUAACGACGGGCGAGCGCCACGUCGAGGGCUGGACCUCAGUGAGGUUGGACGGCCCCCUGACUCUCGUGAAUUUGACAUUCGUCGGCUUUGGCAGCGGACUAAAGAGCGUUUCGGCAACACUUUCGCUCGCGGAGGUCUGAUUGGAGGUGCUGCUGGAGAAGCGGGUGGGGCUGAAGGUCUCACACCACGCAAACCAGGUCACAGAACCGUGCACAUUCUUAAUUCUGACGAAAAUGGCAAGUACGGCUACUAUGGCAAUCACAUUCUGACAACAAAGUACAACUUCGCCACGUUUUUGCCGAAAUUCUUGUUUGAACAGUUCUCCAAAUAUGCCAACUUGUUCUUCUUAUUCACAUCGGCAAUUCAACAAGUACCCAAUGUUUCCCCCACGAAUCGGUAUACCACAAUCGGUACCUUAAUUGUUGUGUUGUUAGUUCUGGCAAUUAAGGAAAUCGUCGAAGACUUGAAACGUGCCAAUGCUGAUAGAGAGCUUAAUAACACUAAGGUACACGUGCUAGAUCCACUGCUGGGUCAAUUCUACCUCAAGAAGUGGAUUCAAGUGCGUGUCGGUGAUGUCGUCAAGGUUCAGAACGAAGAGGCCUUCCCCGCUGAUUUGAUCUUGUUGGCCUCUUCAGAGCCUGAAGGUUUGUGCUACAUCGAAACCGCCAAUUUGGAUGGCGAAACCAAUUUGAAGAUUAAGCAAGCUAAACAAGAAACGCUGUACCUUGUGCAACCUAACGACCUUGUGCGUGAUUUGGCGCUGGCUGAUGUUAUUUCGGAACAACCAAACUCAUCAUUGUACACCUACGAAGGUAACAUUCAAGGCAUGCGUAACCACCCUGAUCAGCUUCCUUUGCAGCCCAAUCAAUUGUUGCUCAGAGGUGCGACAUUACGAAACACUCAAUGGAUUUAUGGUAUUGCCGUGUUUACUGGGCAUGAAACUAAGUUGAUGCGUAACGCCACCGCCACUCCUAUCAAGCGGACUGAUGUCGAACGUAUCAUCAAUUUGCAGAUCAUCGCUUUGUUUGGCACUCUUAUUGUUUUGGCUCUUAUCCUGUCUAUUGGGAAUGUGAUCAAGAUCCUGGUGAAUCGAAGUGAUCUCAGUUACUUGUAUCUAGAAGGUACGAGUUUGGUGGCAUUGUUCUUCCAGGACUUGUUAACGUACUGGAUUUUGUUUUCCAACUUGGUCCCCAUCUCGUUGUUUGUUACUGUGGAGAUUAUCAAGUACUAUCAAGCAUGGAUGAUCGGGCUGGAUUUGGACAUGUACUAUGAAGAAACUGAUACUCCUUGCGGUGUUCGAACUUCAUCGUUAGUUGAGGAACUCGGGCAAAUCGAUUACAUUUUCCUGGACAAGACGGGGACGCUUACUCGUAAUAUCAUGGAGUUCAAAGCGUGUACAAUUGGUGGAAGAUGCUAUGCUGAAGAAAUUCCUGAAGAUGGCCACCCGCAAAUUAUUGAUGAUAUUGAAAUUGGGUUCCAUACUUUCGAUGACAUGCAUCAAACCUUGGUCCUGAACCCGUCGCUGCCUGAACUGGCCAUCAUCAAUGAGUUUUUAACUCUUUUGCUGACUUGUCAUACUGUUAUCCCUGAGGUGAAUGAGCUGACAGGUGCAAUCAAAUACCAAGCUGCCUCUCCUGAUGAAGGGGCGUUGGUGGACGGUGCAGCAAUGUUGGGAUAUAAGUUUGUAAUUCGGAAGCCUAAGGGGGUCACAGUUGAGAAUACGAUCAUUAAGAAGACUUUCGAUUACGAAUUGCUUAACAUUUGUGAGUUCAACCUGACGCGUAAGCGUAUGUCAGCCAUUUACAGAUGUCCGGACGGUGUGAUUAGAUUAUUCUGCAAGGGUGCCGACACUGUUAUUCUUGAAAGACUCAAUCAGAAUGAAGAGCAACCGUUUGUUGACGCCACUUUGCGCCAUCUUGAGGAUUUUGCUGCUGAAGGUUUGCGGACACUUUGUAUCGCGCUGCGUAUAGUCCCUGAUGCCGAAUACAAUGAAUGGAGUGCUAAAUACUACGAGGCUCUGACAGCGAUGAAUGAUCGUCAAGACAAGUUGGACGAAGUUGCUGAACUUAUCGAGCGCGAUUUGUUUCUUCUUGGUGCCACUGCCAUUGAAGAUAAAUUACAAGACGGUGUCCCCGAGACAAUUCAGACGUUGCAAGAAGCGAACAUCAAGAUUUGGGUAUUGACUGGUGACAGACAAGAGACGGCUAUCAACAUUGGUAUGUCUUGUAAGUUGUUACUGGAAGACAUGAACUUGUUAAUCAUCAACGAAGAGACCAAAGAAGACACUAGACAAAAUCUCAUGGAAAAGUUGGAUGCUAUUUAUGAGCACCGUGAUGAUCCGGAUAUGGCAGCACUGAUGGAUGAUAGUUUAGCGUUGAUUAUUGAUGGUCAUUCGCUUACCUACGCUCUUGAAGAAGAUCUUGAAGACAUGUUUAUUCGUUUGGGAAGCUUUUGUAAAGCAGUUGUCUGUUGUCGUGUUUCUCCAUUGCAAAAGGCCCUUGUGGUCAAGAUGGUGAAACGGAAGCGGAAGGGCCUGCUUUUAUUAGCUAUCGGCGAUGGCGCUAAUGAUGUUCUGAUGAUCCAAGCGGCUCACGUUGGUGUGGGUAUUUCAGGUAUGGAAGGUAUGCAAGCCGCUCGGUCCGCCGAUGUGUCUAUUGGGCAAUUCAGAUUCUUGCGCAAGUUGUUGUUGGUACAUGGAGCAUGGUCGUACCAGCGUAUCCUGGUGGCUAUCUUGUAUUCUUUCUAUAAGAAUAUUGCGUUGUACAUGACACAAUUUUGGUUUGUGUUCAUUAAUGCCUUUUCCGGGCAGCUGAUUGCUGAGUCUUGGACUUUGACCCUCUAUAACGUUUUAUUCUCAGUUUUACCGCCGUUCGUGCUUGGUGUUUUUGAUCAAUUUAUCCUGGCUAGGUUGUUGGACAAAUAUCCCCAACUUUACAAGCUUGGUCAACUGCGUCGUUUCUUCAACGUCACGAUUUUUUGGGGAUGGAUUGCUAAUGGGUUUUUCCACCUGGGUGUUAUCUUCUUUACCCUGAUGUUGAUCUACAAAAACAUGAAUGGUGUUGCUCUGGGGAUGUUGCUGAACAACUGGCUGUGGGGUGUGGCGAUUUAUACCACGUCAUUGCUCACUGCUCUAGGCAAGGCAGCUUUGGUGGUGAACAUGUGGACCAAGUUCACAUUGAUCGCGAUACCGGGGUCGUUUGCGUUGUGGUUGGGAUGGUAUCCUGCGUACGCUUCCAUUGCUCCUCUUACUAAAGUGUCAAUGGAAUACCAGGGUGUACUUAAAGUGACUUACCCCACUGUGACGUUCUGGGCUAUGGUGUUCGGGAUUGCCCUGUUGUGCUUACUUCGAGACUUUUCGUGGAAGUACUUGAAGCGCAGAAUCGCUCCUGAAUCCUAUCACUAUGUCCAAGAGAUCCAAAAGUACAAUAUCCAGGAUCAUCGUCCUAGAAUGGAACAAUUCCAAAAGGCCAUUCGGAAGGUGAGGCAAGUGCAGCGUAUCAAGAAGCAGCGUGGAUUCGCCUUUUCCCAAACUGAUCAAGACAUGGAAAAGGUUGUUCGGUUGUACGACACAACAAAGAAGAGAGGUGCCGACGGUGUUUUGAAGGAGGCAUGA
Diutina rugosa is the source of this 3933-nucleotide messenger RNA. RefSeq names its product aminophospholipid-translocating P4-type ATPase. Lineage: Eukaryota; Fungi; Ascomycota; Pichiomycetes; Serinales; Debaryomycetaceae. Bases 1 to 3933 code for a protein of 1310 amino acids. Gene Ontology annotation, cellular component: plasma membrane. The transcript has a single exon. Gene Ontology annotation, biological process: phospholipid translocation; endocytic recycling; post-Golgi vesicle-mediated transport. Gene Ontology annotation, molecular function: ATP binding; ATP hydrolysis activity; magnesium ion binding. The record is from RefSeq and is a predicted model, not a curated record.